UUUUCAUAAGACAUUAUUCAAUAAAAAAACAGACCAACGCAGACGGUGAUCUCUCUCUCUCUCUCUCUCUUCUCUCUCUCUCUCUCUCUCGCUGAUCUGCCCAAGCUUUGAAGGAGGAUAUGAAGAUUAGCAUCAACUACUCAAGCAUCAUAUGUCCAGCAGUACUCCAAGAAGCACCCAAUAAGCAAAUAUGGCUCUCCAACAUAGACCUAUUGCUUGGAGGAGGUCACACUCCUAUUUUGUACCUUUACAAGCCAAAUGGGCCAUUCUCUUCCAAUUUCUUUGAUGUUAAGGUCCUUAAGGAGGCCUUAAAACAAGUCCUUGUGCUAUAUUACCCUGUGGCUGGGAGAUUGAGAAAGCAUGAUAAUGGCAAGACUGAAAUAAACUGCAAUGGAGAGGGAGUACUAUUCAUAGAAGCUCAAGCAAAUUCUGCUAUGGUUGACAUUAAUGACUUCACGCCUAGCCAACAACUUUGGCAGCUUAUUCCAGUUGUUGAGUAUUCAAAUGGCAUCUCUUCGUAUCCCCUUCUUCUUCUACAGGUAACCAAAUUUGCAUGUGGUGGAGUAUCCCUCGGAAUUGGGUGGCAUCAUAUUCUAGCAGAUGGUGUUGGCUUCACCAAUUUCAUGAUUGCAUGGGGCAACAUAGUUCGAGGCCUCCCCAUCGGCAUCCCUCCUUCCUUCGAUCGAACCAUUCUCAGCCACCGAGUCCCGCCAACUCCAACAAUCCACCACCACGAAUAUGGAUCCCCACCCACGUUGAACUCUUCUAGUAUCACUACUCACAACCCACAAUACCAAUCAGCUUCUAAAUCCAAUAAUUCUCUAAAAAUCCUUAAGAUUACGCCUGCUCAAAUCAAAAUCCUGAAAGUUGCAAUUUCCAAGUACACCACCUUUGAGAUCCUAACUGGGCAUAUAUGGCGUUGCGUGAGCGAGGCACGUGGCUUACCGAGUAAACAAGCAACCAUGGUAUACAUAUCCGUCGAAGGCCGGUCUAGGCUGUGUCCUCCAGCUCCCCGUGGCUACUUCGGCAAUGCAGUCUUCCAUACUACAACAACUGCUUUAGCUGGUGAGCUCAUAUCAGAACCAUUAGUGAAGACGGUAAAGAGAAUUCACGAGGCAAUAAAAAGGGUGGAUGAUGAGUAUAUAAGAUCAGCUAUUGACAAUUUGGAGGAACAAAUGAUAUGGGACAACCCACCAAGUGUUAUGAAAGAUCCCCAGAGCACUUGCAGGAGCCCAAGCCUCAAGAUUGUUAGUUGGUUGAGCAUGCCUUUUUAUGAUGCUGCUGAUUUUGGAUGGGGCAGGCCAGUGUAUAUGAGGGCUACAAAUCCAUGGGAAGGCAAGGGACAUAUAGUAUCAAGUCCAAACAAAGAUGGGAGUUUGUUAUUGCUCAUUUGCUUAGAAACCCACCAUAUCCCAUCCUUUGAAAAGCUAUUUUAUGGCUUGAUUUCUGACAAAAUAGGCCUAAUUGGCAACUCUCGCAUUUGAGAGCAAGGGCUUAACUUGAACAAUUGUUGCUCGGUCAAGUUUUGGUGACAGCUCCUCCCUCCCUUUCUCAUAUCACUUUUAUUUUCCUUUGCUCUUGAUUUCUUAUGUUUUUUAUGUUUGUUUUUGUAUUUCUAUUAAAGAUGCUUAGAGCAAAGUUCUUGUACUAUUUUACCA
Hevea brasiliensis (rubber tree) is the source of this 1658-nucleotide messenger RNA. RefSeq names its product shikimate O-hydroxycinnamoyltransferase. NCBI's taxonomy places the organism in Eukaryota, Viridiplantae, Streptophyta, Magnoliopsida, Malpighiales, Euphorbiaceae. The record is from RefSeq and is a predicted model, not a curated record. The transcript has 3 exons. Gene Ontology annotation, molecular function: acyltransferase activity, transferring groups other than amino-acyl groups. Bases 120 to 1484 code for a protein of 454 amino acids.